Messenger RNA from Pogoniulus pusillus (Red-fronted tinkerbird), 639 nucleotides. RefSeq names its product UBA like domain containing 2 (gene UBALD2). Gene Ontology annotation, molecular function: protein binding. The record is from RefSeq and is a predicted model, not a curated record. Lineage: Eukaryota; Metazoa; Chordata; Aves; Piciformes; Lybiidae.
AUCAGGGCGUGGGGGAGGGUCCUGGCCGUGUGUCGGUUCCUGCGCGCCCCCUCCCCCCCCCCGCCGCCGCUGUCGGUGUCGGGCGCGCUCCGGGCAGCGCUCGGCGGGGCCGCCCCCGCCAUGUCGGUGAACAUGGAGGAGCUGCGGCACCAGGUGAUGAUCAACCAGUUCGUGCUGGCGGCCGGUUGCGCCGCCGACCAGGCCAAGCAGCUGCUGCAGGCGGCCCACUGGCAGUUCGAGACGGCCCUGAGCGCCUUCUUCCAGGAGACCAACAUUCCCAGCAGCCACCAUCCCCCCCAGAUGAUGUGCACCCCCAGCAACACGCCGGCCACGCCGCCUAACUUCCCGGACGCCUUGGCCAUGUUCUCCAAGCUGCGCACCUCCGAGAGCCUGCAGAGCAGCAACAGCCCCAUCACCUCCAUGGCCUGCUCCCCCCCGGGCAGCUUCAGCCCCUUCUGGGCCUCCUCGCCCCCCAGCCACCAGCCCGCCUGGCUGCCCCCUUCCUCGCCCACCACUCAUGGUCUCCACCACCACCUCCACCACCCGCAGCCAGCCUGGCCCCCAGCCCCACCACCUGCUGCCCCCCCACAGAAAGCCGUGGCCACCAUGGACGGCCAGAGAUAAGACUGGGUUGGCAAU